GCAAGUCACUGCUUGACAAGAAGAAUGUAUCUAAGCAAUGGACCAAAUUAUCUUGCACAUGUUGAUGGGUACGACAAGUUGAAGCCAUUUGGCUUCGCUAUACAUGGUGCAAUGUGUGGAUUUUCAAGACGAAUACUGUGGCUUAAAGUUGCAAAAACAAACAAUGACUCUUUUGUUGUAGCAUCAUAUUUCUUGAAAUACCUGGAGGAAAUAAAUAGUGCUCCAAGGUGUGUGAGACUUGAUGCUGGAACUGAGAAUAUAUACAUUGAGGGCAUUCAAAAAUCCUUCCGUUGGUACGAUAAUGAUGACAUGUGUGGAGAAAAGAGUUUAUCAAAGGAAGAUCAAUGUCUAACCAGGACUGAGUUCCAAUUCCAGUUAACACUCCUGCAGUAG
This is a messenger RNA of Saccostrea echinata, 393 nucleotides long. RefSeq lists its product as uncharacterized. Bases 25 to 393 code for a protein of 122 amino acids. Lineage: Eukaryota; Metazoa; Mollusca; Bivalvia; Ostreida; Ostreidae. The record is from RefSeq and is a predicted model, not a curated record. The transcript is spliced from 4 exons.